AUGAGAUACGCAGAUGAGCAAUCCCCCAAUGACAAACGUGUACAGCUCGGUGCUCUUAAAUUCGUACUGCACGCGGUCAUGAAGUUGCUUGAGAAGCAUCCCGUAUUCUUGGGAACAAGUUCGAGAGGUGCUUGUUCUUUACCUCAUCACGGGUGCGAUAAGUUUUGUCAACGAAAUCCCUCGAGCCGUCGAGCCUGUGUAUCACGCACAGUGAGUAGUAUGUGGCUCGCCAUGCGUUGCGAAAAGCACAACCAUCGACACUUCAAACGUACUCCUUUCCCGCCCUUCGAUGACAAGGCACCUCCUCUCGAUUACAGAGAUAACAUAUUGGAUGUCGAACAUUUCGAAGCGAUUCAGCUAGGCUUGGAUGAGGAAAGACAGUGCUAUCAUUGA
Messenger RNA from Fomitiporia mediterranea MF3/22, 393 nucleotides. RefSeq lists its product as uncharacterized. The record is from RefSeq and is a predicted model, not a curated record. Gene Ontology annotation, cellular component: U5 snRNP; catalytic step 2 spliceosome. The transcript is spliced from 2 exons. The coding region runs from base 1 to 393 and encodes 130 amino acids. Gene Ontology annotation, molecular function: U6 snRNA binding; pre-mRNA intronic binding; U2 snRNA binding. Lineage: Eukaryota; Fungi; Basidiomycota; Agaricomycetes; Hymenochaetales; Hymenochaetaceae. Gene Ontology annotation, biological process: spliceosomal tri-snRNP complex assembly; mRNA splicing, via spliceosome.